CAAACGGGCAGUGCCACAGAUUGCCAAGGAGUGCGCGCAGUACCAGGGUCCAGUCUGGCUGGAGAGGGUUUUGAUGUGGUGACGCUGUCACGAAAGGGGGCGUACGUGGUGAACGUGGAGAGCUGGAGUCGUCGGGAUGGGGCCUGCACCCUCUGUAGGAACACACUGAUGGGGGGUAGGUGGCAGCGGCUCCCCCUGGCCGCAGUGGACUGGCGGGCUCUGCGUAAUUGUCCCCGGGUUGUGUCCAGUCAGCUCUUUCACUCGCUCUCCGAGCUCAUAAAGUCGAUCGGCUCCAGUGUGGAUAACAGCUGGAGCGCUGGCUUAAAUCUAAGCACUCGGCACUUGCAGUCAAUUAGUACCACACUGGCAGGUUCCAAAUCCCAGGAAAUGUCUUUUGCCUUGCAGAAGGGCAAAUCAGACCAGUACAGCUUCGCCAAACAUGAGUUCCGUUGCCUCCUUUACCGCUACCGCCUGAAGGACCAACCCCCCCUGGCACCCCAGUUCUCUGCCCGUCUGAAGCAGAUCACCAGCACCUCCUACAAGAGAGCCCGGCGCCACUACCGCCAGCUAGUGCAGACUUUCGGAACUCACUUCAUUCGCUCGGUCGACAUGGGCGGCUUCUACAGGGAUGUGACAGCCAUCCGCACCUGCCAAGCUGCUGUGGAGGGCAUCACUCUUGAGGAGGUGAAGGUCUGCCUCGGGAGAGAGGCCAGUUAUCAGGUGGGGGCGGUGUGGAAGGGCAGACCUCGCAGAGGUUUCUGUAAGAAGAAGGCUUGGUCCCUUCACCAGGCCAGAAGCUUUCACCAGGCCUUCAACGAGAGGCUGACAGAAGCCACGGGGGGCCAUUCUAGUGGUAAAACAGAUAUCCUCUUUUCCUCUGACCCUGCCAACUUCAACCGAUGGCUGAGAAGCCUGAAGGUCUCACCAGGUGUCAUAAAAUACCAAGUGGCCCCUCUCCAUCUCCUGCUACCUAGCACUGACAUCCGUCGGGAGCAUCUGAGGCGCUACCUCAGCGAGUACAUUAUGGCCAACGCCAUGAAACGUGACUGCUCCAGAACCACCUGCCCCGCUCCUGGGAGGAAAGGCCGCUCCGAUCGCUGUUCCUGUCAAUGUCCGGAGAGCUUCUGGGUGGACCGUCAGUGCUGUGCCAAGCAGAAGGGCAUGGGGCACCUGGUUGUCACUGUCAAGAGAGGCUUCGGUCUCUAUGGCGACUAUACAACCGGUACCGAUGGUUUUGUGGUGGUCGCUUAUGGUAAGGUCAAAGGGCAGACCGGGGUGGUGAACAACAACAACAACCCUACCUGGAACGCCAGACUGGACCUGGGGGAGGUGGUUGCCCACAGCAACAUGAAACUCACCCUCAACGUCUAUGAUAAAGAUGUCUUGUCGAAAGACCAUCUAGGGACCUGCCAGGUGCCUCUGAUCUCUGGUGUCACCGAUCUCACCUGCCACCUUAAGCAUGGCAAGGUCACCUACCAAUUGUCCUUCAUCUGUGGCCACCACUUGCAGGGUCGCACCUGCCAACAGUAUGCCCCAAGUCCUGGGGCCCGUGAGUUCACUGGGCUCCUGUGGACCAACAAGUCCUUCCACUCGUCUGACUCCCCCAUCGCCCUUCCCUCAGGGAGUGCCCUUCUCAAAGUUAUCUACCCCUAACCUUUGACCUCUCACCAACCUCACUCCCAGGUCCAACGCUGCUUCCUAUUGCCACAGUACUGCUAUCAUACCACCCUCCCCUCUUUCCCUCUCCCCCAUUCAUCAUUCCCAUUGCCCAGAUAUUUGCCCUCUAUUCUCCAUGACCCUGUACCCAUCAUCCUCGGUGUCUCAUCAGUCCCAUUGCCCUGACCUUUCCCCUCUCACCCCAAGGAACAAUUCUCUCCAGGACUCCUUCAUCACAUUCAUGCCCAUGAACCUCCAUUACCGAGGUCACAUUGUCUUCAGUUCAAUCUCCUGACCUUUGCACUAUCACCCUUAAUAGUCCAGGUCACAAUAUCUCACACUCCCCCAGUCUCAGCCUCUGAGAGAGAGAUCCCACAUUUCACUCACACCUCACCAAUUCCUCAGAUUCUCUGGGCACUAGGAAUUCCCAGUGGGAAUGGGAGUCCCGGCUUGCCUGACUGCACCAAGCUUUCAGGCACUGGUGUUUGAGGGUACAGGGUGGGAAGGCUAUUGAGGACACAACCUCUCUGUAUCUGUCAUAUUGUCACUGUAUCACCACAGCAGAAACCCGUCACCCCAACAAAGACCUGUAUUGGAGGGAAGGUGCCCAAACCAGCUUGUCAAACCGCAGGCAGCUUAAUGGCUUGAGCAUAACGUCAUUUACAGAUCCGCUAGACCCGUGCAGGAGGUGACUGAGAGCAGGCUCCAUUUCCCAUAAUCCUGUUGCUGACAGAGGACCAACUGGAGAGUCUCCGGCUGACCUGUGUCCCAGAACGGGUGGCAUGUCGGAGCAGGACCAUCAUCACAGGAACAUCGUACACCUCCCUGUGCACGAGAAGCUUUGCAAAGAGAUGCUUUGGAGACAGAAGAGAUUGUCUGAUUGCCUCCUGCCUUCUUUGUACAACUUUGUUUUUACAAUAAACAUCACUGA
Hypanus sabinus (Atlantic stingray) is the source of this 2587-nucleotide messenger RNA. Its product is annotated as perforin-1-like. The annotation marks the transcript as partial. The transcript has a single exon. Lineage: Eukaryota; Metazoa; Chordata; Chondrichthyes; Myliobatiformes; Dasyatidae. The record is from RefSeq and is a predicted model, not a curated record.